AGAACAUCCUGGAACAUCUGACUGAACAUCGUCUCUCACUGCUGAGCAUCUCCUCUCUCUCUCUCGCCCCUCCUAAGACCGGCUGGACCUCGCCCCGCAGCGAGCGACCUUUCCACCCUCCUGUCUUUUUUAUUUUGGGACCCCCUUUUCCCUCGCAUCCCUCUCGCCCUCGGACCGACGCGUGGAGAUGUCCGUCACCCUGCGGCUCCUCCCUCUGGCGCUGCUGUGCCUGGAUCUGUCCGUUGGCCCGGCGGAGGGACGCAUUUGGGCGUGGAUGCUCUCCAUCCCCUACAGCCCCCCCGAGGACGUGCCCCCUGCCGCCCGGGACACAGCGUCACCCGCCGCCGCCGCCCGGGGAUCGUCGGUGGUUUGUGACCAUGACCGCGCUUGUGGAAGGGGGCUCUCCUGUGACCGCCACUUUGGGCUAUGCGUGCCCCUCAAGCAGGCGGGACAAUACUGCCGACGGGACGCCCAGUGUGUGCGCGGUCUCAGCUGCAUGUUCGGAAAGUGUCACCGCAGUAUUCCCGAAGGACAGGAAGGAGCCAGGUGCAAGGUUGACCGGGACUGCGAGGGCUCGAUGUGCUGUGCUCGACACCACGGCGAACAAGUGUGCAAACGGCGGCUGGCGCGUGGAGAGAGCUGCUUCGUGCCCGACGGCGGCCUGGCAUUCAGCAUCAACCAGAUCUGCCCUUGCGACGAGGGGCUCCUGUGCCGCAGCAGCGCCGAGACGCCCCGCAGAGAGAAGGAGUUCGUAUACCGCCAUGACGCGACGAGUUGGACGUGCCAAACACAACGGCCCUGAAGAGUGCUUCCAAGCCAAUUUAAUUUAAUUUAUUCUGUAAAUGUCGUGUAAAUACGGUAUGAGAGCAUAUAGGUUAUUUUGAUAAAAGAUGAUAUAUUUGUAAAUGGUAAUACAUUAACAUUUGUAAACAACUACUCGGUUAGCUACUGAAAACGAGGCGUUACAGGCUGUUGUUUUAUAAAUGUUGCUAUGUAGGCCAUAGUUGAUAGCGAAUGUAAAGUUUGAAAUAUAUAGAGUAUAUUAUUUGUAUGCAUAUUGUCGUCUGCUUAAUUCACAAUAAAGUUUGGCCUAUUAAGCCUACCUUAUAA
Messenger RNA from Anguilla rostrata (American eel), 1110 nucleotides. Its product is annotated as dickkopf-related protein 3-like. Gene Ontology annotation, molecular function: receptor antagonist activity; co-receptor binding. The record is from RefSeq and is a predicted model, not a curated record. The transcript has 4 exons. The coding region runs from base 188 to 802 and encodes 204 amino acids. NCBI's taxonomy places the organism in Eukaryota, Metazoa, Chordata, Actinopteri, Anguilliformes, Anguillidae. Gene Ontology annotation, biological process: negative regulation of canonical Wnt signaling pathway; multicellular organism development. Gene Ontology annotation, cellular component: extracellular region.